UGGAACCUGCAAUGUUUUCGCAGCAACAACCAACGGUCACACUGGCCAACAUAAAAUAAUAAAUUGCACGCAAAAUAAGUGGAGAGCAAUAGUCUGUGAUCGAAUUAGCCCAAUUUAAGCAGCGCAAACCAGCCGAAGGAGCCAAGGAUGAGCAGCCAGCGCGGCAACGUAAGUCGCACACGUGCGCAGAAGCACAAAAAUCGUCAUGUUUUCAAAAACGAUCUGCACGACAAGACGCCGCAGCAAUUGCGCUUGAAUGCGAUGCACGUGUCCACGGUGUGCCAGCGGUGCAAGGAGCAGAUCGAGUGGAAGAUCAAGUACAAGAAGUACAAGCCGCUGACGCAGGCCAAGAUCUGCGCCCACUGCAAGGAGCGGGCGGUGAAGAAGGCCUACCAUGUGGUCUGCCGGGACUGCGCCAUCAAGGCGAACGCCUGCGCCAAGUGCCUGAAGAGCGCCACCGAGGUGGCCAUCGAGGAGCCGCAGCCGACGCCCCGCGAGGAGCAGCAGCUGCAGUCGGAGAUGGACCGGCUGGUCAAGUCGUUUUCGGAGCGCAAGCGACGCGCCUUCCUGCGCUACAUGCGUAAGGGAAAGAAGCAGGAGAAGGACCCCAACGAGGAGCAGCUGGACGAGCAGCAGCUGGAGAGCCAGGAGAAGGCCAAACGGGUGGCGCACACACGCGACGAGCUGCUGGACAAGAUCAAGCAGCUGAAUCUCGCCGCCGAUGGUGACGAGGACGAGGACGAGGAUGACUCGGACUUUGAUUCUGAGUUCGAUUCCGAGGAGGAGGAAGACGACGGCGACGACGACGACAGCGACAGCGAGGAGGAGCCACAGAAACCUGCCACCAAAGCGAAAUAAACCUUACAUUUUAUUCCUUA
Messenger RNA from Drosophila erecta, 878 nucleotides. RefSeq lists its product as uncharacterized. The record is from RefSeq and is a predicted model, not a curated record. The transcript is spliced from 2 exons. Bases 148 to 858 code for a protein of 236 amino acids. Lineage: Eukaryota; Metazoa; Arthropoda; Insecta; Diptera; Drosophilidae.